This is a messenger RNA of Monoraphidium neglectum, 1350 nucleotides long. RefSeq lists its product as hypothetical. The transcript has 7 exons. Bases 1 to 1350 code for a protein of 449 amino acids. NCBI's taxonomy places the organism in Eukaryota, Viridiplantae, Chlorophyta, Chlorophyceae, Sphaeropleales, Selenastraceae. The record is from RefSeq and is a predicted model, not a curated record. Gene Ontology annotation, molecular function: protein-lysine N-methyltransferase activity. Gene Ontology annotation, biological process: peptidyl-lysine monomethylation.
AUGUACCAGCUCCAGUCCUGGCUGCAGUCCGCCAAGGGCAUGGCCGCGCCGCUCGUGGAGCCCAAGCGCUUCAAGGCCGGCCCCUCGAGCAGCGAGCGCGUCGGGUUCAUCGCCUCGCGCGACGUCGAUGCGGGCGCGCCGCUGCUCGUCAUCCCCGAAUCCGUCGCCAUCACCUCCAUCGACGCGGAGAACCACCCGGUGGUCGGCGAAGCCGCGAAGGGCGGCGGCGAGCUGGUCGGGCUGGCGCUGUGGCUCAUGGCGGAGCGCGCGGCGGGCGGCGCGUCGCCGUAUGCGCCGCUGCUGGCGGCGCUGCCUGAGUCGACGGAUUCGCCGAUCCUGUGGGACGAUAAGGAGCGCGCGGAGCAGCUGCAGGGCUCCCCGGUCCUGGAGGAGGCGCGCUCCCGCCAGGCCGCGCUCCAGCAGCAGUGGGCGCAGCUGGCGGAGGCCUUCUUCAGCAAGGACCCCGCACGCUUCGACCCAGCCACAUUCAACGAGGCCGCGUUCCUGCGCGCCUUCUGCGUCGUGCUCGCCCACGCCAGCUACCUGCCGUCCGCCGAGCUCUUCGCGCUGCUGCCGCUGGCGGGGCAGCUGGGGCGCACAGGGAACGAGAACGGGUGCGACCUGGACUACGACGCUGGCAGCGGCGCGGUGGUGCUCAAGUCGGCGCGGCCCUACAGGGAGGGCCAGGAGGUGCUGCUGAACGACGGGCGGCCCAACGGCGAGCUGCUGCUGUGCUUUGGCACAGUGCAGGACAACAACCUGUCAGACUUCCUGCUGUUCAACGCCUCCCUUGUUCGGGCCGACAAGUACUACCAGUCAAAGCAGCAGCUGUUGCAGGCAAUGGGCAUGAGCUCAGAGGAGCGCUUCCCCGUCUAUGCAGACAAAUUCCCCAUCCAGCUGCUUGCAUACCUGCGCCUUUCACGGAUCCAGGACCCCGCCCUGUUUGCCAAGGCGUCCUUUGACAGCGACGUGGUGGUCACCCAGAUGAACGAGUACGAGGUGCUGCAGCUGCUGAUGGGCGACUGCAGGGAGAGGCUGGCGGCCUACAAGACCAGCAUGGAGGAGGAGAUCAAGGCGCUGCAGAGCCCCGACCUCAGCGGCACCGCGCGCCUGGCCGCGCGCCUGCGCAUGGGCGAGAAGCGCAUCCUGUCGCAGUUCAUGGACGCCGUCCGCCGCAAGCUCGCGCCCGUGCGCGGCAUCCCCACCAAGGGCGGCGGCAUGCAGGACCCCAACGCGGACCUUAAAGAGAUCUUCGACACGAUAGAGGCCAUCCCCCAGGCGCCCGCCAAGCUGUUCGACGGCAUCCGCCGCUGGGCGCGCGGGGAGUUUGACCCGGACUGGAACAAGUAG